Messenger RNA from Gossypium arboreum, 699 nucleotides. Its product is annotated as lariat debranching enzyme-like. The transcript is spliced from 3 exons. Gene Ontology annotation, molecular function: RNA lariat debranching enzyme activity. The record is from RefSeq and is a predicted model, not a curated record. The coding region runs from base 71 to 337 and encodes 88 amino acids. Gene Ontology annotation, cellular component: nucleus. Lineage: Eukaryota; Viridiplantae; Streptophyta; Magnoliopsida; Malvales; Malvaceae. Gene Ontology annotation, biological process: mRNA splicing, via spliceosome.
UCCAGGAGUAUGAUGUUCACAAGCUCAUACACCUAGAAGAACUUAUUGAUAUUUUCCUUUCACACUGAUUAUGGGAAUUGGAAAAAACUUGUUCGCUACAAAAAACAUUUCAAAGACGAGAUCCAGCAAGGAACUAUUGGAAGCAAGCUUGUUGCUAAAAAAACUCAAACCAUCGUAUUGGUUUUCAGCUCACUUGCACUGUAAAUUCACCGCUCUUGUUGAACAUGAAGAGGGUGGUCGAGUGACAAAAUUUUUUGCACUCGAUAAAUGGCUUCCAGGGCACAAGUUCUUACAGGAUCUUAUGAGGUUCAAUAUGAUGAAGAAUGGCUGGCAAUAACACAAAAAUUGAACUGUGUCUUUCCUUUAACCUUCUGAUGUGGAGACUUGGGGUGUAUGUAUAUAUGACAUUUUUGUUUUGCCUAUGCCACUUAUCUCGCUCUCUGUAACACCCCUAACCCGUAUCCGUCACCGAAACAGGGUCACGAGGCAUUACCAGAGUUUACAGAACAUUUUUAGAUAAAUCGAGUCAAACACUAUUCAUUUCCCGAGAUUAGUCAUAACGUCCCUUAAAUGGACCCUCAAGGCCCAAAACAUGCAUUAGAAUCGAUUCGGGACUAAUUGGUAUCUCGAGGAAAUUUUUCGCUAACUUCCAAUUUUUUUCUUACUUAUAGGAGUCACACACCCGUGUGGACAAAAUAA